GUGGAUGCCGUAUCAGUAUGAGCAUGCCCGUGGGAGCUACAUCAGUUAGUUUGAUAUCACGAACAAGGGUGGCCACGUAUCAGUGAAGAAGGGCGCCGCCAUCCUGCAGUGAGAGCUAGUUGAUAGUGGAGUAAGCAGAGAUAUAUAGACACAGUCACUGCUCCAGCUUGACAUCCUUUCUUUAGAGCACUUUGGGCAGUAUAACCUCUUCUCAAGAAUGUUCAGCAGCUGGAAACUAGAUAGUAAAGGAGAGCCUGUGGAAAGGCCCCAGGUAUUUGAUCCGGUCACUGCAAGGACAAUCGUGCCGCACGCCUGUUCACAUUGUCGAGCGAAGAAAGUCAAGUGUAGCGGGGAAAAGGAUGGCUGUCAUCGGUGCCGCGCUUUCUCCCGCGUUUGUGAAUACAUUCCAGCAAACAAGAAAGGGCCCGGAUCUCGAAACUCGGCACCAUCAUCGGCCUCCUCUUCUUCUUCAUCCUCUUCGUCAUCGUCUUCAUCAUCAUCAUCAUCGUCAUCAUUAUCAUCUUCAUCUUCUAGUUCUUCCCCUUCCGUUACAAACACUCCCGCCUUCUCCACGGACAUAUUGCCUCCUCUCAAGUCUGCACAAAACUACGUUGAUGUGCUGUCACCAUUGACAGAAUCUCUCAGUGACCCUGUCACCUUUAUAUGGGAUGUUGUGGGGAGCAAUGAUGCCCUCGAAGGGCGAGACAUGGUUAUGGGCAUCGGGUCAGGCGGUUUCUUCGACUUUUUACAGUCAGAUCUGAUGACCUUAGUUCCUACGGGUUCCCCAUCUGAAGUUUUGGAGCCUUUGAACACGUCGACUCAGGGUACACCUUUCUCUUUUCCAUCUAGGAUGGCAGAACUAGAUCACUAUGUCGACGAAUUAACACCCGCGCCAGGUGACAUCGUUGACGACGGGAAAGCCGUCAAAGGUUCGGUGAUAGGAUCGUCCUCAUCGUCUGUCUCACCCUCGUGUAGAUGCCUAAAUCGGUUGAUGUUAUUGAUGGAAGAAGUCGACUCACUCGCAGAUUCGGGCAUCGAGACAUUAGACCUGGCUCUAGCGACACACAAAGACGCGUUACGCCAGGGUAAUGAGAUGUUGGAGUGUACAUCUUGCGUGUUGCACAUUGAGAACAUGAUGAUGCUCACUUUCUUAGCACAUAUGUUAGCCCGUUUGUGCAAGCAUGUGGCGAGGGCGAUGGAUAAGAAUACCUCAUCGCCUUCUGGUCUCCCGCCGCUAGUUGGCCUAGACAAUCAAGGGGUUCUCUUUGGGGGUUACACAGUCAGUUGCCGUGAGGAGUACAAUGAACUUUUGAGGAUUCUCUUGAAUCGAAACGCGCGCGGUCUGUUGAAAUUUCUUACGCACCUGAGGGUUAUCUCAAGAACAUUCGAAUCGGAAUCGAUGAUCAGACGGCUAGCGGCAACCGAGCUAUUAUUGAGCACUUUUGUUUGUGAGGCGAGUGUUGGAUAAGACAUACCAACAGCAUUUUGCGUGUACAGUGUAAAGCGGGCUAUAUCAACAAAAUCAGUGUUCAAAUAUAGAGAUUCGUUCACCAAAACAUAGUACAACAUUUGACAACUAUGCACUGUGUUAUACAAUCUACAUUUACUACACCCUUGGAGUAU
Molecule: messenger RNA, 1623 nt
Organism: Xylaria bambusicola
Lineage: Eukaryota; Fungi; Ascomycota; Sordariomycetes; Xylariales; Xylariaceae
Exons: 2
Coding region: 218-1468 (416 amino acids)
Biological process (GO): regulation of DNA-templated transcription
Molecular function (GO): zinc ion binding; DNA-binding transcription factor activity, RNA polymerase II-specific
Source: RefSeq, a predicted model, not a curated record